GUGGGUUCUGUACUGUCUUAGCCUGUCCCCCCCACCCAACACACACACACUCUCUCUCUCUCUCUAUCUCUAUGACUCUUAACAGUCUAAAUCCAAAAGCCACUACCACAUUGGCUUUUCUUGCCUUUUGUUUAUGUGCUUCCUAUGCAAUUGUCUAUGUCUGCUGCCUCUGCUCCCCCUUCUCAGUACCUUCAAAUGGGGGUGGAAUCAUACGUUGAAUUUCUUCUUCUUAUUUAAUAUCCUUCUUUUCUUAUCUUUAAAUCCUCUCUUCUGAACAUGACUUUUCUUGUUCUUUUCUCUUCAUCCUUCCCUUGAUUUAUCACUGUAGUGUGCUGCCCCUCCAAAUAUGAAUUCUUUUUUCAUAAUUUAGCCUCUUUUCUAUGCUAUUUAUACUUUCCACUUUCUGGGGUUUCCUUUUCUUAAUUCCACUUGGUGGUGAAACACUCUUUGCCUCCUUUCAAGUUGUGAAUUUUCUAGCUGCUUCCAUUUGAGUCUCUCAAGAGCCUACACCACUAGGUGUUCAUGGAAAUUGAUCUGAACCAUGAAGUGACCGAGGUUGAGAAUAAUGCACUCUGUGAUGGGGAAUGUGAGAAAGGUGGUGGUGCUGGUGGUUGGUCCUCUUCAACUUGUUCAUCAUCUAGUUCCUCUUCAGCUCAUGUGUCCUCUUCUUACCUUGAGCUUUGGCAUGCUUGCGCUGGCCCUCUCACCUCUCUUCCCAGGAAGGGAAAUGUGGUGGUCUAUUUUCCACAAGGUCACUUAGAACAGGUUGCCUCUUUCUCUCCUUUCACACCAAUGGAGAUUCCCACCUAUGAUCUCCAUCCACAGAUCUUUUGCAGGGUUGUCAAUGUCCAACUACUUGCCAACAAGGAGAAUGAUGAGGUUUAUACACAGGUUACUUUGCUUCCUCAGGCUGAGUUGGAAGGGAUGCAUUCAGAGGGCAAAGAACUUGAGGAAUUGGGAGCAGAAGAGGAGGGAGAUGAAAGAUCACCAACUAAAUCAACCCCUCACAUGUUCUGCAAAACACUAACUGCCUCUGAUACCAGCACACAUGGGGGCUUUUCUGUUCCUCGUAGAGCUGCUGAAGACUGUUUUCCUCCUUUGGAUUAUAAGCAGCAGAGGCCCUCACAAGAGCUUGUUGCCAAAGACCUGCAUGGUGUGGAGUGGAAAUUUCGUCACAUUUACAGAGGUCAGCCAAGAAGGCAUCUACUCACUACUGGUUGGAGUAUUUUUGUGAGCCAAAAGAAUCUUGUUUCUGGCGAUGCAGUGCUCUUUCUAAGGGGUGAAAAUGGUGAACUGAGAUUGGGAAUCAGAAGAGCUGUUCGACCUAGAAAUGAACUUCCUGAAUCAAUUAUCGGUAGCCAGAACUGUUACCCCAAUGUCCUUUCUUCUGUGGCAAAUGCAAUAUCCACCAAAAGCAAAUUUCAUGUUUUCUACAGUCCAAGGGCAAGUCACGCAGAUUUUGUUGUUCCUUACCAAAAAUAUGUUAAGAGCAUCAAUAAUCCAGUGAGCAUUGGGACAAGAUUCAAAAUAAGAUUGGAAAUGGACGAAUCUCAAGAAAGGAGGUGUAGUAGUGGCACCUUGAUUGGAACGAGUGAUUUGGAUCCCUAUAGAUGGCCUAAAUCAAAAUGGAGGUGCUUGAUGGUCAGAUGGGAUGAGGAUAUUGAGACUAAUCACCAAGACCGCGUAUCUCCAUGGGAGAUUGAUCCUUCUGCUCCUCUCCCCCCCUUGAGCAUUCAGUCUUCCCCAAGACUGAAGAAACUGCGGACAGGUCUACAGGUUGCCUCACCUAGUCACCUCAUCACUGCAGCACGAGGCAGUGGGUUGGUGGGCUUUGAGGAGUCUGUAAGAUCACCUAAGGUCUUGCAAGGUCAAGAAAAUGCAGGUUUUGUGUCACUCUACUACGGAUGUGAUGCAGUAACCAAGCCACCAGGUUUUGAGAUGAACUCUUCGAGUCAUCCAAAUCUUGCAUCAGCUGAAGUAAGAAAGGUCACCACUUCUGAGCUUAGUAGUGUUCACCCUUUCAGUUAUGCAAGCUUUGUGGAAACUAACAGGUUUCCAAGGGUCUUGCAAGGUCAAGAAAUAUGUCAACUGAAAUCCCUGACUGGAAAUGUUGAUUUGAACCUUGGUGCUUGGGGAAUGCCCAAUCUAAGUUGCUCAACUUUCAACCUCCAUCAAGCAACCAAACCCAACUUUCAAUCUGCACUUUUUCCUUAUGGGGAUAUUCACCAACCUGGUCAAACUAGCUUGUUUUGCUCAAAACCCACCGGUUUUCAGAGAGAGAAUGCCCCAUUUAACAAGCCACCAACUCAGGGAGGGAUAAUUGUAAAUGAAGUUGGAAGAUCAGAUCUCCCAAAUGAACAUAAGCUGCAGGACAAUAUUUCUGCUGCUGCUGCUUCAUUGGGGGCUCCAAAUAUGGGGGUUCCUAGUGACAACAAUGCCCAGGGAAAGGUAAAUGGCUGCAAACUAUUCGGGUUUCAUUUGUCUGGGGAAGCUGCUACCCAGAAUUUACCGAACUCUGCUAAAAGGAGCUGCACAAAGGUUCACAAGCAAGGCAGCUUAGUUGGAAGAGCUAUUGAUCUUUCAAGACUGAGCGGCUACAAUGAUCUGCUGAGUGAACUAGAGAGACUGUUUGGCAUGGAAGGCCUUCUAAAAGAUCCUGAUAAGGGAUGGAGGAUUCUCUACACUGACAGUGAGAAUGACAUAAUGGUUGUGGGGGAUGACCCAUGGCAUGAGUUUUGUGAUGUGGUGUCUAAGAUCCAUAUAUAUACCCAAGAAGAAGUGGAAAAAAUGACAAUUGGGAUGAUCAGUGAUGAUACUCAUAGCUGUUUGGAAGAGGCACCAGUGAUUAUGGAGGCUUCAAAGUCUUCCUCAGUGGGUCAGCCAGAUUAUUCUCCCACGGCAGUUAGAGUCUAAGUUUCAGGGUUGUCUUAAAUAUUUAUUAUGUUGGUCCUGUCUCUGUACAAGAUUAAUCAACACGUUUAAUGCUGUGUUUGGUUACUACCCUUUGAGUUUGUAGGCCCAGCAAAAUUGCAUGGUCAGCGCUAGAAAGACUGACAAUUAAGUGCACUAAAGUAGCUAAAUAAGGGUCUUGGCAUCAUAUAAUAAGCCAUUAUGGCUUGAGUUACGUACACUGGAAUAAUGGUGAUGGUUUCCAAGUCUUCCAUGCAUGGUUGCGAAAUAUUGCUACCACUGUUAGGAACCUAUUUGAGAUGUGAUGCGGGUUUGAAGGUACAAAUAUUUAGGCAAAAACUUGAGAAAUGCACUCUAGUUACGAAUCAA
Molecule: messenger RNA, 3279 nt
Organism: Cajanus cajan (pigeon pea)
Lineage: Eukaryota; Viridiplantae; Streptophyta; Magnoliopsida; Fabales; Fabaceae
Product: auxin response factor 4
Biological process (GO): response to hormone; regulation of DNA-templated transcription
Cellular component (GO): nucleus
Molecular function (GO): DNA binding
Source: RefSeq, a predicted model, not a curated record